AUGGGAAAAUCAAGAAGAAGUACACACAAACGUUUGGAAGAAAUGAAACGACUUGCGCUUUUAGAUCCCGAACUUAUACUCGAUGAAGAUGCUAUCUUUAUGUUGCAACCUGCUCGUCGCAAAUACACUCGUCGCCCUAAAUACGAUCUCCCACCUGACGAUCGUCAUACGACAACAGAUAUAUCUGAAGUUAUUGAAAUCAAGCAGGGAGCCGGCCCCGGAAGAAAGCGUCAAAAAAAACAAGAGGACAUCUUUGAUUCUAACGAUUGUAAUGACUCUAAUGAACCGACCCCUGAGGAAAUCAAGGAGCAAAAGGCUUCUGUUGAAAGAAAGAGAAAGGUCGAUUUGAAAUAUCAAUGGUACAAUGUACUUAAAACAUUGUGUACCAGCUACUUGAUCUUUGUUGGCAAGCAAGGUGGCUUGCCAUCCACCGAGAUUGAUUCGCCAGUUGCAUUCGAUUGCCAAUGUAGUGAAAAAGUACUUCUGACAAAGACCGUCAGAAUGUACUUUUUCCAUGCUAUCAAGGAUGUAUCAGUCUGUUACUGCAGCUGUAAGCCCUUGGCAGAAGCAUUAAUGUUGAUGGGUAUGUUUCCUUCUUCUCCCUCAAGCCCCAAAAGUGCAAUCCACUUGGGUUUGUUGGGCUUCUUUAAUGAAGUUCGAAACACCCUGAAGUCUUCUUCUGAGGGUAUUGCGAAGUUGUACAACAACUUAAGGGGAAACCCCGUCCAGAGUUGUUUGUCAGCUAAUAUAUGCAGAAAUGUACUAUACAUGUACAACCGACUUCUUUUGGCCGCCGAUAAAGAGGUCAAUCAACGAACAGAUUUGAAAGACCUGGCAAUGUGCUGUCCUGCUUGUCCCAGUAGGGACUCCAAUCAUCCUAUGGAUCGCAUUUUCAUCACUAUGGAUGGAUGUUUUAGUAUGAAAUGUAAGUCGAAAGCAAGUCUUCUUGAUGAAUUAUUUACGAUUGAUACUGUGGAGAACGCAUGGGUGAAGCCUGAAUCUGUUGAGCUCUAUAAAAAGGAAAAACCACCAAAAGAUGCUCUUUUAAACGAAAACUCAUUCAGAGCUGCAGGUAAUGGCGCUUCAUAUAAGUCCAAACUGUAUCCCGUGAAAGGACUUUUUGCUGCUUCGUGUGCGCGCCAUGACCUCACCCUAAAGAUGGUGGAUAUGGAUAGUGGUGAAGGAUUUAAAUAUCCACUAUCUGUUCUCCACGACUUGUUUCAAGAAGACAAGGACAGCAUUAAGACGCCAGUAAACUUGAUGUACGACAUCAUUUGUGUCUUGGAGAAGUCGUUGACGACUCACUUCCCGUACUUGACUGCUAACGGCACUCUUGCACUCCCCGUUUUUCAUGCUUAUGCGCAUGUUAUUAGCUGUCAGUCCAGCUUUAAUCCUAAAAACAUUGAAUCGUACGGCAGGACUGACGGCGAGGCAUCGGAACGUUUAUGGUCUUCACUCAGACCAUUCGUCACCAUUACACGUCCGAUGUCUCAGGCCAACAGAAGGCUGACUCUUACGUUGGCCAUCCGCCAUCGUAACAUGGAAAAAAAAUGGGGAAUGGCAAGUGUCUUGUACGGGAAGUACAAAAGUACGAAGAAGAUCCUGGCGGCAGGAUUAGUGAAGUUGAAGGGUGUGAACCAGGAGGAGAUUUCGUUGGCUUGGGAGAGGCAUCUGGCGUUGACUCGAAGCGGCAAGUCGUGCAGCAAAAUCUGGAGUGAUUUGCCACCAUCAUUGGGAUCUGUAACAAGAUUUUAUCUUUUGGAGUCGAUCUUGUUCAGAUUUAGAGUUAAAAUGUAUGAGAACUCUACCGGUACCAGUAAUGCAGCCAUUGACAGAUUAGAUGGUGUAUUAACGGUAUCGGCCAGUGAUGGUAGUAUCAAGGUAGCUGGGGAGACCUUCUUCAUGCAACAAAUUAAAGAUAUCGAGAAGAAGCAGGAGAAGGUCCUUGAUGAAAUUAGGCAAACAAUACCUAAUUUCGUCCCCCACGCCUAUGCCGACUUGUCCGCUGAAACUGCCCAGCUCUCCCUUGGCUUGUGGGAGGAUUUCGUCCAACGAAAAAAGUUGCUUUUCAAGGAUGCUAUGCGAGCCAACCUGCAAGCUUACAAGUUUACCACCAACUUGAUGUUCAAAUCUGGACAUAUUGGUACAAAGCUUGCAGGUCAACAUGGCAAGGCCCUUGGAAAGCAACGAAAACUCCUGGAUGACCUGCUGGACAUCUACAACCAGGAAUUCCAGGAAGGUAUAACUGCAGCUACCUUCCUGGAUGGAAAUAGCCCAUUUUGGGGGAUCGAUCUCCACCCCAAGACUGAACCAUGGUUGUGCGUGAGGAACGCUAACGAGGAACUUAAGCUCUUAAAGCGUGAAGCGCACAACCUAUUCUCCAAUAUAGAGGUGGAGAUCGAGGAACUCACAAGGGCAAAGCGUUGGGCUGCUGAAGAUUUCGAGAGAACGGGUGUUGCGGAGGAGAAGGGGAUCUCGGAGGGUGUAAAAACUUUAUUGGAAAGACAGCUGGAACAGAGCAAUAAAUGGAAAAGUCACUCAAUGCGAUACUUGGUGCUGCUUGGAGUCAGCCCUCCUAUCAAUUUUGCUUCUGAACCCCAGUCUGACACUGCCAACCUCCUUGAUCCUACCGUUGAUUUUGAAGGUGAUGAUGUUGUUGAGGAUGAAGAAGACUUGGUGCUGGUUUCUGAAGGUGAAGAGGAGGAUGAAGAUGAUGGGGAAGAAGACAUGGAAGAGAGUGAAAGUAGAGAAGAAAAUGAAAACCAAUAA
Messenger RNA from Mucor mucedo, 2769 nucleotides. RefSeq lists its product as uncharacterized. The transcript is spliced from 12 exons. Bases 1 to 2769 code for a protein of 922 amino acids. NCBI's taxonomy places the organism in Eukaryota, Fungi, Mucoromycota, Mucoromycetes, Mucorales, Mucoraceae. The record is from RefSeq and is a predicted model, not a curated record.